AUGAAUGAGAAAUAUCAGAGCGAUAAAGUAACGAUGUGUUCAGUUGAGUAUCUGAGAGAGUUGAUCAGCGACAGACUAGCUGCUGCUGCUGGAGAAAUAUUCACAGAGUUUGAAAAAAACAUCGUCCAGUACCAGGAGGAGAUCGAUCGUCAGCGCAGACUGCUGGAUGUCAUCUGGAAACCACACAUCCCCUUACAGCUCAUAGAGCUCCCACAGUCUUAUGUCUGUGAGAAUGAGAAGACUGUUGUUGACCAUCAGCCCCAUGACCAGGAGAGAAACUCCAUGGUGGACCAUGAGGACCCAGAGCCUCUACGGAUUAAAGACCAGCAGGAGGAACUCUGCACCAGUCUGGACCAAUCAAACCCCGAGAUUUCUCAAAUUAAAAUGGAACAGGAAGAAUUGUGCACCAGUCUGGACCAAUUAAACCCAGGAUUACCACAAAUUAAAAUGGAACAGGAAGAAUUGUGCACCAGUCUGGACCAAUUAAACCCAGAGUUUUCUCAAAUUAAAAUGGAACAGGAAGAAUUUUGCACCAGUCUGGACCAAUUAAACCCAGAGUUUUCUCAAAUUAAAAUGGAACAGGAAGAAUUGUGCACCAGUCUGGACCAAUUAAACCCAGGAUUACCACAAAUUAAAGUGGAACAGGAAGAAUUGUGCACCAGUCUGGACCAAUCAAACCCAGAGAUUUCUGAAAUUAAAAUGAAACGGGAAGAAUCAUGCACCAGUCUGGACCAAUCAAACCCAGAGAUUUCUCAAAUUAAAAUGGAACAGGGAGAAUUGUGCACCAGUCUGGACCAAUUAAACCCAGGGUUACCACAAAUUGAAGUGGAACAGGAAGAAUUGUGCACCAGUCUGGACCAAUCAAACCCAGGGUUACCACAAAUUGAAGUGGAACAGGAAGAAUUGUGCACCAGUCUGGACCAAUCAAACCCAGGGUUACCACAAAUUGAAGUGGAACAGGAUGAACUCUGCUCCAUUCAGGAGGAAGAGUUAAUUGGAUUGAAACAGGAGACUGAUACCUUUGAGGUGACUCCUGCUGAUGAGGAAAGUGACCACAGUGAACCAAAACCAAACAGUGAUCAGCUCCUGUUUCACAUCUCUUGUGCAGCUGAGAGCCCAGAUCAGGAAGGAAGCAAGGAUGUAGACUCAGGAUCAACUAGAUGUAUGGAGCAGAAACCGAGACAUCAGAGUAACAGCAGUCACAGUAAUGAUGUAGACAAUGCUCCAACGUCAGAGAGACAGUGUGAUAAUGACAAGGCAAGAAAAUCUUUACCAUGCGAUGUCUGUGGAAAAUCUUUUAGGUAUAAAUCAGUUUUAAUCAAACAUCACAGAACCCACACAGGUGAGAAGCCGUAUUCUUGUGAAACCUGUGGAAAAACCUUCAUUCAACGUUCCCAUUUGACUGCCCACAUGAGACAUCACACAGGUGAGAAGCCAUAUUCUUGUGGAACCUGUGGAAAAAGCUUUAGUCGACGGUCCCAUUUGACUAAACACAUGAGACUUCACACAGGUGAGAAGCCAUAUUCUUGUGGAACCUGUGGAAAAAGCUUCAGUCAACGGACCAAUUUGACUGUCCACAUGAGACGUCACACAGGUGAGAAGCCAUAUUCUUGUGGAACGUGUGGAAAAAGCUUUAGUCGACGGACCUCUUUGACUAAACACAUGAGACCUCACACAGGUGAGAAGCCAUAUUCUUGUGGAACCUGUGGAAAAAGCUUCAGUCAACGAACCUAUUUGACUAAACACAUGAGACUUCACACAGGUGAGAAGCCAUAUUCUUGUGGAACCUGUGGAAAAAGCUUCAUUCUACGUUCCCAUUUGACUGUCCACAUGAGACUUCACACAGGUGAGAAGCCAUAUUCUUGUGGAACCUGUGGAAAAAGCUUCAGUCAACGGGGCUCUUUGACUGUCCACAUGAGACGUCACACAGGUGAGAUGCCGUAUUCUUGUGGAACCUGUGGAAAAAGCUUUAGUCUACAGAACCAUUUGACUGUCCACAUGAGACAUCACACAGGUGAGAAACCGUAUGUUUGUAACACUUGUAGAAAAAGUUUUUCUGAUUCAUCAGCACAUUAUAGGCACAUGGCAGUUCACGAAAUGGAAAAGCCAUAUUCUUGUGGAACCUGUGGAAAAAGCUUUAGUCGACGGGAGCGUUUAACUGCCCACAUGAGAUGUCACACAGGUGAGAAGCCAUAUUCUUGUGGCACGUGUGGAAAAAGCUUCAGUCAACCGAGCUCUUUGACUGAACACAUGAGAUGUCACACAGGUGAGAAGCCAUAUUCUUGUGGAACCUGUGGAAAAAGCUUCAGUCAACGGGGCUCUUUGACUGAACACAUGAGACGUCACACAGGUGAGAAGCCAUAUUCUUGUGGAACCUGUGGAAAAGGCUUCAGUCAACGGGCCCAUUUGACUGUCCACAUGAGACUUCACACAGGUGAGAAGCCAUAUUCUUGUGGAACCUGUGGAAAAGGCUUCAGUCAACGGGCCCAUUUGACUGCCCACAUGAGACUUCACACAGGUGAGAAACCGUAUGUUUGUAACACUUGUAGAAAAAGUUUUUCUGAUUCAUCAGCACAUUAUAGGCACAUGGCAGUUCACAAAAUGGAAAAGCCAUAUUCUUGUGGAACCUGUGGAAAAAGCUUUAGUCAACGGACCUAUUUGACUGCCCACAUGAGAUGUCACACAGGUGAGAAGCCGUAUUCUUGUGGAACAUGUGGAAAAAGCUUCAGUCAACGGGGCUCUUUGACUUACCACAUGAGAUGUCACACAGGUGAGAAGUCGUGAUCCUGAAACAUCUGUUGUUGUGAAGCAUGGCGAUAUGAGAGCCCAGAAUCAGCCACAAAGGGGAGACUCUGACAGAACAACAGCUAAAUAAGGGAACAUUGUGAUAUUAUAACCUGUGAUUUAUGAUCAAAUUAUGCCAUAACCUAAUGAAUGUGUUUGAUCUAACCAAGUGUCUAUUCUUACAUUCUUUAAUGUUGAAACUGUAGAAAUCAGAAGAGCAGCUCACUGUGAAAAGUGAUGUUCUUGGUUACCAUAGGAAACUGAUGUGUUUGAUAGAUUUGACUAAAAAGAGGAACUUGUGCUUUAUGAAAUGGGAAUGCUUUUAAGAGUUUUGAUUACUAUGAAACUGAGAUGUUUUAGAAAGAGUUUUGAUAACUGUUAAAAUAAGAGGUUUUAACUUUGCAAUGAUGUGAGAAGUCAUGAGUUAAGUGAACUAGGGUCAAGUGUUCACUGUAAAGAUUAAACUCAAAAUAGACUGGGUUUUUUUAAUAAGUCUGUACACAUUGUCCAAAAGAUUGCACAAUGGGAUGCCAGCAACGGUUAGAGGCUGACAUCUGCUUUUCCAUUUCCUGAUCAGGAGCCUGUGCUGAGCUGCAGACAGGAGAGAUCGGGGGGGCAAGAUGGGCUGUCUGGACAGUCCAAAACAGACAGUUUCAGUUCCUUAAAGGUUGUUGCUAGAGAUACGGACCCGUACUCGUAGCCUGUGGACUACGGAUACGGCACUUGCCAUUUGCCAAUCAGAUAUAUGAGAUCUGGUCACGUGACUCCCGGUAGACGCUAGCGGUACGGACCCGUAGCAUCGGUACUACAGGUACGGACCCUAAACCUGACCCUAACACUAACCCUAACCUUAACCUUUGCUUACCUUUCGACAGUUUGCAGUGGUUAGCAGCUUCUUGACUUGCGAGACUCGCGUACGGGUCCGUAUCUGUCUGGCAAAUGGAAAGUGCCGUAUCCGUAGCCCACAGGCUACGGGUACGGGUCUGUAUCUGUAGACACUACCUUCCUUAAAAGUGGAGGUGUCCAUGCAGUCAGUGUAUGGGACAAGUGUGCGAGUUGGGAGGGGGUAGAGAUGAAGUUAUUGCUCAACUUAAUUUAGUAUGAGAUCAUUGCUAUGUCAAUUAAGGGUGAAGUCAUUGCAUAUGCAUAAGGUUCAGUAAACUAUAAAUUACAUCUGAUCGAGACGCAAGUUGGGAGUCGUUGGGUGAUAGUCGCUUGAUGCAAACCAGGGUAGAAAUGCCCUGAGCUAAGGGGAUUUUACCACGUACCUCGGACGGGGAAUUCAACAUGAUCUGCAAAGGAAUAACUGUUCUGAUGGAGUUAUGGAUUAAAGGAACUGCUCUUUCUGCAUUGAGGAUUACAGAACUGUGAUCUGGAUAUAACACUGUCUGAAGGAACAUUACUGAACUCUAUUUUCCAUGUGAGGAAUAACAUCUGAAUGGAUUACAAAGUUUAUUGGCCCAAACAACAAAAAUGGAUACAUGCAGAUCUAAAUCUGGUCCAGACCCCCGUCCACUUCCCGCUGGGCCCCGGCGGGUCUCAAACACUUGUCGGGUCUCAGGUGAGCAGUCAGGGUGUGGCCACACCCUGACUGCUCUCCCUCCAAAUUACAUAUUUUGGGUGAUUAUUGCUCUUCUUUUAGGAAAGCAUAGUUCCACUUAUGAGUCGUGUUAAACAAUUGAAAGAAUAUUGAUGUUUGAUUAUUUGUCUGAUGAUUUAUUGGCUAUGCUUUUGCCCUGCUAAAAUAUAUUUUAAUAAAGGAUUAUUCUGCAAUUAAAGACAACAAAUUGCAAGUGCUAUUUUUAUCCCUGAAUGAAUACUUAUACAUCUAGCUCUGGAUGUAAAAAGUCAGAUUACUGCGUGCAUAACAAUAGCAAAGGUUCUGAAAGGUUACCUAAUUAUAGGGGCCAGGUUGGCCCUGUAUAAACAUAUCCUAGAGGUUGUCUAUAUGUCCAUAAUCUCUGAAUUAAACCUCGCAAUUUACCAAGUGCAAGAUCCAGAGAGGAAAAGCUGCCGUUAACAGGCGUGACUGGUGAUUAAAUUUAACUAUACCGAAGUGGCUACUCGGUUAAAUUAAUUAUCAGAGGAAGCAGGGAUAGGCGUCUGGAUGAAGGCAGUGAGAAGCUAGGCGAAUUUUCCUCGUCUACCAGCUUAACAGUUCUGCAGCAUCCCUCUGAGUAAGAUCUCAGGGGGCAGUAGAACCUGACCCGUAGGAUGGAGAGCUGGUCCGGUCAUUCCCCUAUAGCUGAAUAAGUUAAUUAGGGGGUUACUGGCCCUGAGGAUCAACACCGGUCAAGUCAGUCUUAUGUAGCGAUUCAUCAGCCGUGUUGACAUCAAUAAAGAAGCAAACUCUAGAUCCAGACUCAGUUUUCUAUUAGAAAUAUUUCAAACACUGUUUCAAAUCCACAGAGCAGGGUGUGAGGUGGUUUUAUUUGGGUUCCAGCACAUGUGGGUGUGGAGGGUAAUGAGGAAGCAGAUAGCUUAGCACAAAGAGCAACCAAGGAGGAAAGAGUAGAAUUUGAUUUAGUGUAACAGGGUCGAUUAUACAUUAAUAUAUGUGUGUGCAUAUGGAAUACAGUAUAUUGUACUUUAGUUAUUGUGAUAAUUACACAAAAUCUGUGUCUGUGGAUUUGUUUUUGUUUCAGUUAAUGCCUGACUAGUUGAGCCUCCCUGUCAGUAAGUGGAACUUUGGUUCGGUUUGUAUUACUACAGCCACAUUCUAUGUAACACUGCCUCUAUAAGUGGCGUUUUCGCGCCGAUUUUCUCCCCUUUUGUCAUGAAUCUCUGUGGGAGAGGUAAGCAGUUUUGCUGUCCGGUGAAAUUCCUGUUCUAGCAAGCUAAAACUUGUCACAAGAUGCUUACUUUGUUAUCAUUUGAUCUGUGUAGGGGCAUGUGUUGUGGCGAUCACUGACAGGAGGAUUUUCUGUUAAUAUUUUCAUGUCAGGAUCCGGAAAAUAAAUGGAGACUGCCUCCAAAAAGA
Messenger RNA from Acanthochromis polyacanthus (spiny chromis), 5764 nucleotides. RefSeq names its product zinc finger protein 271-like. Lineage: Eukaryota; Metazoa; Chordata; Actinopteri; Pomacentridae. The transcript has 2 exons. The record is from RefSeq and is a predicted model, not a curated record. Bases 1 to 2784 code for a protein of 927 amino acids.